UCAGGGGAGACGUCUGCGUGCGCGCUGCACACAGCCUGCCUUUCUUUUGACUGGCCACAACAAUUCUCAUGUUUAUAUUACGUCAGUCUUUUUUAAACCAGUACAUUAUUGUGUUGAAGCUCUUAUUCAAGUAAGAAUUUAAAGCUCGUGAUGUUUUGUCGUUCGUCCAAGUGUUCCGGGAUAAUGUUUCUGAAGCUAUAGCUAGUAGAGCUGCUAAAUGUUUACAUCAACCAACCCGUGUUAGCUAGCACCCGUUAACGUUAGAUGCGACGCAUAGCUUCAGUCCGUGGGUAAUAAAGACUACAUUUUAACGUCAGCCCAUUCCGGACUCGGAAGACAUGCCACCUAAAAAACGGAUUCUCAAGAAAACACUAAAAUUGGAGUGUGAAUGGAGUUCUUGUCAGGAGUCUUUCAGUUGGAUAGAUAACUUCUGCAAACAUGCGGAGGGUCAUCUAAAUAAUGCUCUGAACAUGGCGGAGGAGGACGAAGAAGAAACAGGAGGGGAGAGAAACUGUCUUUGGAGAGACUGCGGUUUCUGUUCUGUGGAGGGUCCUGAAGAGUUAAGAAGACAUCUGUUCUUUCACUGUUACCAUACUAAGCUGAAGCAGUUGGGUCAGCAGGUGCUCAAUGCCCAGACAGAAAUUGGCACUUGCUCCAUCGGCUACCAGAACCGCAACGUCAUCCCUGAAAUCCCAGACAAUUUUGUCUGCCUUUGGGACGAAUGUGAGCAACCACCAUAUGAAAACCCAGAAUGGUUCUAUCGCCAUGUGGAGAUGCAUAGCCUGAGCAUAGAUAUACCAGCAGGAGACCAUGAAUUCCAAAUACAUUGUGGAUGGAAAGAUUGCGAAGCCACCGCUAAAGGGCGUCCUAAACUUCGGGAGCACCUCCGCAGCCACACUCAGGAGAAAGUAGUGGCAUGUCCAGGCUGUGGGGGGAUGUACGCCAGCAACACCAAGUUAUUUGACCACAUCAUACGACAGAGUGCCAUGGAAGGUCAGAGGUUCCAGUGUUCUCACUGUUCCAAACGUUUUGCAACAGAAAGACUACUGAGAGACCACAUGAGAACUCACGUGAGCCACUACAAAUGCCCACUUUGUGACAUGACUUGUCCGUCACCUUCUUCACUACGCAACCAUAUUAAGUUCCGCCACAGUAACGAAAAGCCAUACAGCUGUGAAUACUGUGAAUACAGCUGUAAGAAUCUAGUAGACUUGCGCAAACACUUGGAUACUCACAGCAGCGAGCCGGCAUUUCACUGCAACGUUCCUGGCUGUGGCUUCACCUCUCGUAACCUCGGCACCAUGACGAUUCACCACAAAAGAGAGCAUGAGGGGAAUUUUGUAGCCCGUUAUAAGUGCCAUGUGUGCGAUCAGUGCUUCACCCGUGGCAACAACCUAACUAUUCAUCUGCACAAAAAGCACCAAUUCAAAUGGCCCUCUGGACACCCCAGGUUCAGGUACAAAGAACAUGAGGACGGCUUCCUGCGGCUGCAGCUGAUUCGUUACGAGAGUGUGGAACUGACAGAGCAGCUAAUGAGUGAAAGACAAAGCAGUCAAGCGGAGGAGGAUGAGGACAGUGGCCAGAUUGAGGAUGAAUCCCUGGGGGCAGCUCCCUCAGAGUUGCAGGUAGAACUGAGAGGGGUGCUGCUAGAGGAGCAGAGGAUUGAGGGAACAACCGCCAGUGCUGAGGGGGGCAGUCAGGAAGAUGGCUUGUUGUACGUUCUCACUGGAGGUUUGUCAGAAGCAGGGGAGGACUCUGUCAUGCAGCAGUUACAGGAUACUGCUCAACAGCAAGGAAUGCACUUAGGUUGAAUGCCACAGUCCUGCAAACACAACCUAUACAUACAUGACAGGAUAUUCUGUAAUCAGCUGUGCUGUUUCACAGAUGCAUGGCACAUGCCUGAAAUGUCUUUAAUGGGGCCGGAAGCACUUAAUACGUUUAAACGUUUAAAAUGAAAAGAUGUAUAUUCCAUGAUGCCCAAUACUUGACUAUAAGGCUGCAUUCACACAAAACCAGGGACACUUGAUGUCAUUCUUGUGUCAGUUUUUGCGGUUCGAUGGGGCAUGAAAGAAGUGGGUUAUUUACAUGUAAUCUGGAGAAAAUGUCAGUCUUCUGCCUGGCAUCACCACACACAAUAUGACAAUGUCUUUCAUGAGUUCACCUGGAACUCCCAAACAGAAAGUAUGUUAAGAAUGUUUCUCUUUACCAAUGUUUUUUCACUUAACAUGCGGAGGUCCACAGUAACAAGCGUUAACUUCAACUAAUGUCACCUAUCGUAGCGAACGUUAUGCUCAAUGUGAAAAACAACAGCAGAGAGAAACGGACUUACUUGCGGUUUGGGAGUUUCAAGUAAACUCGUGAAGCUGUAGACGUACGGUAAAGCCAGAGACUGCUGUAAAGCCGUCAAUGUGCAUCUGAUGCCCUCCGGCCCAAAAACACUUUUUCCCAUAGACUUACAUGGCAUUUAAGAGACGUCAGUAAAUCAGUAAAAACAAUUUUUUUUUUUUUUUAGCUUUACAACCAUGCAAAAUGACUGGUUUCACUAUAAGAAUUUGAUUCAUUCUGUCUGAAAACAUUUGGAAAUGCAAGAAGAGCUCUGUUAAAUAAUUUACUCUCUGUUCAAGUUAGCCGGAGUGCUUAAUAGGAUGUAGCCAGCAGAAGUCUCUGGUGCGCUUCCUCUAUGGGCCACACAGUGCAGAACUAGUGUCAAUCAUCCAGGUAAUUUUAAACGUAGCAGUUGAACAUUUCUGGCCUCAUGCACCGCUGAGCAACUGUCAUAGGAAUGAGCGGGGGCCCUACUUCCAACACUGUGUCCAGUUCUCUUUAUACAUCCAUGGGCGCUAUUCGCUGUUCUUCAUUACUGGUAGGCAUUCUUCUUCGGCAUUUAGCCGGAGACUAGAACACUUGUAGGUGGUUGUGCAGUAGGUCCAGAAGAAUUGCAUCCGUCUGUACCUCUGGUACCUGCUGUACCGGUUCCUGUAAAAAAAAAAACAAGUAUCAUCACAUUUUUAGAAUUUUGGCAAUGACUUGGUAUCGAAGAAUCGGUACUUGUGACAUCCCUAGUGGGGAACACAAUGGCCCUAUAAGGGACUUUCCCUUACUGCUGCACAACCCUGCGCUAAUUGCUGCAACGCCUGUUUUGGUGUGAAUGCAACCUAAGCCUAUGUCAGAUAAUAAACCUGUUUUUAUUGCUAAUGUUGAGCUUGUGGGCAACCUGUUGUUCAGUAUUUAUUAUUAUUUUCAAUACAUUCAUUGUAACUUAUACUGUUACAUGUUUAGACAGUUGAAUACUCAUGCUGCACUGCCUAGUGGGUUGUCAUUGCUCUCCCAAAUUCAGAAAUAUAUCAACCACACCCUUUGAGAAGGUUAGGGAUACUGUAUGAGUUACAACAUUGUUGUUCACCAAAAUGUAUGGAAUGCAACAAAGAGGGUCAUCUUAUUAGUUUAGAGGUUGUAUUUUUUGACGUUUAAACAACUUGAAUAAACUGGUGACAC
Etheostoma spectabile (orangethroat darter) is the source of this 3495-nucleotide messenger RNA. RefSeq names its product histone H4 transcription factor (gene hinfp). Gene Ontology annotation, biological process: anatomical structure development; regulation of transcription by RNA polymerase II. The record is from RefSeq and is a predicted model, not a curated record. The transcript has 9 exons. NCBI's taxonomy places the organism in Eukaryota, Metazoa, Chordata, Actinopteri, Perciformes, Percidae. The coding region runs from base 339 to 1811 and encodes 490 amino acids. Gene Ontology annotation, molecular function: RNA polymerase II cis-regulatory region sequence-specific DNA binding; DNA-binding transcription factor activity, RNA polymerase II-specific.